Rotaria sp. Silwood1 is the source of this 1434-nucleotide messenger RNA. NCBI's taxonomy places the organism in Eukaryota, Metazoa, Rotifera, Eurotatoria, Philodinida, Philodinidae. The record is from the annotation of a GenBank genome assembly.
AUGCGACGACCAUUUUAUAAUAGGAGUCUUGAUUUAGUUCGUAUACCUCGUGUUACAUUACGUUCGAUUAUAACGGCUAUUGGACUUUGUAUGUGUUGUAUACUACUCUUAUUUAGAUACAGUAAUUUCGAUAAUGAUACUCAUGCAAAAGAACCAAAACCAAUUGAAUGUAAUUGUCCAUCAACACAAAAAUCAUUUCCUCAAACCACUCCAUCAACAUCACAAUCAACUAUUACUACUACUCGACAAGUAGCCAUAUUAAAACCAUGCAAACCAAUUGAAAAAACUUCUCCUGUACAACGUGCCAUUGUUAUUUAUUAUCCAAAUCAUCAGAGUGAAAGUUUUUUCCCAGAAGUCAGAUGGCUUUAUCGUUCAUGGGUUGAAAUGUUACUUGGUGAACCAUCAACAUGGCGAACAGAUUUUGUGAUAUUUACAUAUAAUUUUUCGAGUGACUUUCGAAAACUUGGUUGUGUUAAUCGUCUUCGUCAAAAUAAGGAAGAACCAUCUAUGUGCCGUCUUUUUCUCUAUGUACCAGUAGAAUUUCGAACAGAGAUUGUUACGAAAAACAAUUUUCAACAUGCAUUUGAUGAUGCAAAACGUGUCAUAGAAUCAUAUAAAGAUAUGAAUGACUCAUUUAUUGGUGUACCAUUAGUAAAUGAUACAGAAACAUUUGAUGAAAAACGCUCAAAAUCUCUUUAUGAAAAUCUUCGAACAUAUGGUUAUAUUGAUUCAAUUAAUUCAAUCUAUGAAGGUUAUUGGACACUAAAAAUGUAUGAUUUUAUUUUACGUACUGAUAUUGAUGUUUUCAUUUAUCGUCACUUUGCAACAUAUAUUCCACAAAAUUGUACUUUCAUAACUGGCCUCGGUGGUUAUGGCACAGACUUUAAUCGACGUAAAUUCAAACGUAUUGCUAAUGAUAUGGGCUUUGCACAUGCUAAUAUAUCUAACAUGGGUUCUACUUGGUAUGGUUCACCAUAUGAUGCAUAUUUAGUUGCUAAUCAAACACUACAUGGUAUGCUGUGGUUAGCACUAUAUGAAUUUGCUAUGCCGGAAAGAGAAGGUAAAUUAGGAACAUCAAUGUGGCCUGAAUGGCAUUUUGGUGUUUUACUUUUAUAUGGUCAACAUUUAGCGCUAAAUCAUUUAGUUGGUAUAAAUCAAAUUCAGCUAUUUAUAGGUCACGACCUUCUUGAUCAAUCAUCAACAGAUGAUACAGUGGCAUAUGUUCAACAAGGGAUACGUCUUAAUUUACAUUGUUGGCAUACAGAUUUACCUUUUUCGAAAUUUGUUUUCAAAAUGGGUAAAUAUAAUCAAACUGACUUAGAAAAAUAUAAAAAUGAUACUACUUCUCAAGCUUAUGCAAUGCGUAUGGCACUUGAAUCAAAGUAUAUGACACUUGAAGAAUUGGCUUCAUAUGGAAGAAAUAAAACUUUAUAA